Zalophus californianus (California sea lion) is the source of this 3486-nucleotide messenger RNA. RefSeq names its product MAPK regulated corepressor interacting protein 1 (gene MCRIP1). The record is from RefSeq and is a predicted model, not a curated record. The transcript is spliced from 5 exons. The coding region runs from base 183 to 530 and encodes 115 amino acids. NCBI's taxonomy places the organism in Eukaryota, Metazoa, Chordata, Mammalia, Carnivora, Otariidae.
AAUGGGAAGAGGUAGCUGGAGAGCACAUUGGAGGCUCUGGGAAGGAUGGCCCUGGGCUUGCCGACGGUGGGAUCGUGGGCUGAGGGGAGACCGUCAUUGCGUCAUUAGACCUGAGGCACCAGUGACUGAGCUGCCCUUCACAUCAUGGUCACCAAGACUGGAAGGAUGUUGCAAACAUCAGCAUGCUGAGGCCGAGGGGACCCGCCAGUGGAGCGCAAGGACCAGACACUCCCGCAAUGACCAGUUCCCCCGUCUCCAGAGUCGUCUACAACGGCAAGAGGAACAGUAGCCCUCGCUCCCCCCCCAGCAGCAGUGAGAUCUUCACCCCGGCCCAUGAGGAGAAUGUGCGCUUCAUUUACGAAGCCUGGCAGGGCGUGGAGCGAGAUCUGCGGAGCCAGAUGUCAGGCAGCGAGCGGGGCCUGGUGGAGGAGUAUGUGGAGAAGGUCCCUAACCCCAGUCUGAAGUCCUUCAAGCCCAUCGACCUGAGUGAUCUGAAGCGCCGGAACACGCCGGACGCCAAGAAGUCCUGAAGCGUGUGGUGUCCCUCCCCUGGCCUCUGGGAGACCCAGGCGCCGCCUGAUGUUGGUCUCCUGCGGGUUUGGCUCCUGGGAGGGGGAGGGGCUGUAAACCCCAGGACCAGGAGGGGCAUGAUUGAUGGCCAGGGCCUGCCCUUCCUCCCCGAGCCCCCUCCUUUCUUCUCAGGGGGUCUCAAGCUGCCCUGUCACUGGGGGUAGGGGGGCCUGGGCCCUACCAGCCCCUGCUCCUCCCCCGGAGUUGCAUCUCUGGAGCACCUGCUCUGCCUGCCCCCACCCCAGGGCCUUGACUGACUCCUUUCCACUUCCCACCACCUUCCAUUGCCUCCCCCCCAGCCCCUGACCCCCCCCCAGCCACUUUCAAGGUCAGGAGGGAGACAAGGGAGCCUCUGCUGUCUCCCAGGCUGGUGGCACUGGGCUUGUCCGUGAGGUGGCCAGGAGGCAGGACGAGGGUGGCCCUUCUCAUACCUGUUGUGUAUCCCCCACCAAGCCUUGCUGCUUUUCUGGGCUGGACACCUUGGGGAGCAUCUAAUCCUUCACCCCGUUGUCCAGCCUGGCCCCUUCCUUCCCUGCAUCAGCUUCGGGAUGGCACCAGCUCUCCAGGCCUGGGAUGCCACUGAGCACCCCCUCACAAAGGGUCUUGGGCAACCAGGCCUAGCCCCUUGCUCUCUGCGGCCCUGUGGCCACAGCAGUCCCCUCGGGCGGGGGCAUGAGGCCGACCCUGGCCCUGUACCAUGUGCUGGGAUGGUCACCAGGGUCCUCUUUCCUUCCCGUGCCCUCUAAAACGCAAGUGUCUGUGACUGGAGCCCAAGGACCAGUGAAUAAAGGCAGGUGGUGUUGGAUUGGCCCCUUGGUCUUUCAGGCCUCUGUCCCGGCAGCCUACACGGGGCUGAAGAUCCAAGGUCAGACCCUUGAACCCAGAAAUUCCGUCAGAUCCCUGGGUUCCUGGAGCGGGGCUCAGGCCUUGGGGUGGGGGGUGCAGUGGGAGGUGGAGUUGGGGGUUUCUGGAGGAGAGAGGCUGAGGUGGCUCUCCUUUAGGGGACCAUUGCCUUAGGGGUGGGGGCCCUGGAGGCAGUAGCCUCCCUCUGCAGCCCUGGACCUACACACUGAACCGGGGGGGGGGGGGGUCGUGGCUUCUCCGCCGUUCAGAUGAAGGGGUGGCCGCUGGGCCCUGGGGGAGACCCGAGUGCACUUGACCUUCAAACCUGGAAAGCCCUGGUAGGCCAGGCCCAGAGACGCCAAACUGGAAUUUAUUUUGGGAACAUCCUUUCCUGGAAGAGUAUUCUGGGGCUUACAGGUGACUUCAGGAGGCAUCUUCCUCUGGGGGGUGCUCCCCAGGAACAGGGCACGGGAAGGACAGGUCAGGUAAUAAGCAGCCGCCUUGGCUCGCUGCCAGUGGGUGCCGGUGAUGGCAAGGCCCUGAGCCAAGUCUCUAAUCACGUGGCCUUAUUUGCUCCCCGGGGACCUGCGGCGUGUUUUGCCGAGGCGUUUGAAUGCCCCCAGCUACCCUCCCUCUCCCCCUGCACUAGCGGUGACACCCGUGGACCUGUCCACCCAGCCACCGCUGUGGGUGGACCACAGGAGAUCCCUCAAAGGCUUUUCACUCAGUGUCCCGCCAGCUUAGCUUUUGUGUGAAAUGGAGGCCCUUGGCUUGUGGUCUUUCUGGUCUUUCUGCCGAGACCACCUGGGGGGGUGGGAAUGUGGUGAAGAGGCCACCUGCUAGGAGGGAGGGUGGAGCUCAGAUGGCACUGGAGGUGGAGGCUCUGGGAGCAGGAAAUGAGCGGGGCUGGGGGUGGAUGGAGCCAUGCUGGCUGGGCAGGGAGCCGUCCCUUCCCUAAUUUGGGGUCCAUGUGUCCCAUUUGGAGAUUUUGCCUAGUGGGUGAGGACUCUGAGCGGUCAUAAAGGGGGUCUCAGGGGCCAGGGGGAGGGGGCAGAAAUGGGACUGGGGGAUGCUAGCUAGUAGGGGGGUCCUUCCCGUUGCUCUGGCCCAGCUCUCAGAUGGGCGUGGGCCCUCUGGUCUGAGCCCCAGCUGUGCUGCCUGCCCCUCCCCAUCCGAGGCCCUGGGGAUCUUCCUACAAGUGGCUGGAGACCCCUUACCUCUGCUACAGUGAGGGCAGUGAGCAUCUUGAUGGAACAGGGAUGCUUCCAUUACUCCAUCACAUUGUAGUCUGCACAUGUGCACAUCCCUAGUUCAUUCAGUGUCGGUAACUCCGUGGGGCAAGUUUUAUUACCCUACCUUUACCUCUUUUCGGAGGCUGGCCUUAUUCAAAUUUUAGGCUUUUAGUUUUAUCAAAAUUUUGAUUUAGUAAAUACCACGCACUCUGAGCAUGUUUAUGUGUAUUGAGCAUGAACAGUAAUCUCCAAACAUUUAAUACCCGGCCCGUGUUCCCCUUAACAUCUGAUUAUACGCUAUGUGGGUUAUGGACUCAGGAUGGGAAGGCAGAGUGUAUCUGCUGCACCUGUCUGACCUGUCCCUUAAGUCUUACUUCCCCUCCCCCCAUUUAUGUAUUGAAGACCCCUUGGGUGCUUCAAGAUGGAGUUUCCUGCAUUCUGGAUUUGGCUGGUCACUUCCUUCUGUUAGCAGGCUCCUCUGUCCCCUGCAUUUCGUUAGCUGAAGUGAGAUACGGAGGCUGGAUGGGAUGUAAAAUGAUUGCUCUGGUUACUAGUUUGGGAACAGGCUGUAGGCAGAUGCAGCGUAGAAAGCAGACCUAUGGGGCUACCUCAGUGAACUCUAGGAAGCUCAGUGGGGGGCAUGUAAGGAGCUCUAUGUGGACGUGUGGAAUUGGAGGGGUUGCACGGGAAGAUGAGUCUAAAGCGUGGAUUUGGGAGGGCCACAGGGGCCGGAGAUAAGACUGGGAAGUCACCUAAGAUAUUGAUAGUUUUCACCUACCGAUAAGGGAGGAGGGGGGCCUGAUCCCUGGGCGCUGCAGUCAAGGAGGGGAGGAGGUAGCAG